AUGAAGAUCAACUUCACGCCCAUCAAGCGAAUCACUUUGGGUUUCUUCUUCGGCGCUGCCUCCAUGGCUUGGGCUGCUGCAGUGCAGGCCUACAUCUACAAGCACAACGAAUGUGGCUACUAUCCAUCCGAAGGUCUUCCCAACGGAGAUGAUUGCCCGCCCGCGACAAUCAGCAUCUGGGUGCAGUCUGGCUCGUACGUCCUCCUUGCCAUCUCAGAGAUUCUUGCUUCCAUCACAUCACUGGAGUAUGCCUUUACCAAGGCGCCAAAGAACAUGCGUUCGUUGGUCCAGGCUUUUGCUCUGUUCCAGACCGCCAUUGCGAACGCUAUUGGAGAAGCUCUCGUCGCGUUGUCUCUGGAUCCUCUACUCAUCUGGAACUACGGUGCCUUCGGUGUUAUUGCCUUCAUUGGAGGUAUCCUGUUCUGGCUCUCGCACCGCAAGCUUGAUGCCGAAGAAGAUGCUCUCAACCAGUUGCCAAGCGGGCACAUGGGCACCCGAGCGCAGGCGCAGGAGGCGGAACGUCGUGGCAGUACGGUUGAGAUCGCGACCGCCAACGAGAAGGCUGCCCAUGUCGGAAGGGUCUCGGCUACAGCGACGUUCAAGCCUGACAGACCGAAGCGGGGUACGGCGUGCGAGAGAUGUAAUAAACGCCGAGUCAAGUGCGAUGGCUGGAUCAACGGCUUGCCAUGCUCGGAGUGUCGCAAGGCGAAGAAUGAGGAGAACUGCAAGCUGGUGAAGUCGAAACGGACAAGAGGCUCCGAUGGACGGUAUGUGGCGCCAGAAGAAGGUGCUGAGCGCCUGUCACCCAAUGAUCGAUUCGAGAGUCCUCAGGAUCAUAUAGAUGGUCGUCCACCUAUGCGUAGUAUCUCGGAGCCUGAGAUCAACCAUGAACUGGCCAGGAUAUGUGGUCCAGAUGAUUCCCAAUCCGGUGCGACAACGCCUCGGCCAAUGAAUCAUGUCAGAGGUGGCAGCUUCAAGGAGAAUGACGCACGAGCGAGCUUCGUGGGCGAGAGCUGGUAUGCAUCGUAUGUACUGGCGCACAGCAACUCGACCACUGGAUUCACCGAACUACAUCGUGCUCGCGAGCACUCAAUGCACGAUAUGCCGAAAGUUGCCCGACCUGUACCCGCUGAUCUGCCUCCACAGAACCUCACAGAGCGGCUGUUGGAAGCGUACUUUACGCGCUUUCACGUCUUCUGUCCGAUCGUCGACAAGGCCCCAUUUCUGGCCUCGGUCAGGGAUCGGACUGUGUCGAUUACUUUGCUGCGAAGCAUUCUCUUCGUUGCGUCGAUUCAUUGCAAGCCCGAGACCUUCCACUUGAUGGGCUACAGCACCCGGAUGGAUGCGCAAGAUGACUUAUUCUCACGCGCUUGUGCGUCUUUCGACGCGGACGUAGACUCGGAUCGGACGACGAUGGUCUUGUCUUCGUACCUCCUACAUUACUGGUUCGGCAAGCCUACUACUUACAAGGACUCCUUGUGGUGGCUCUCGACGGCGAUACGGUCUGCACAGUGUAUGGGAUAUCAUCGAAGUACGAAAGAUAGUAAGAUGUCUGCUGAAGAGAAGUCAAGGUGGCGGAGGAUCUGGUGGUGCUUCUAUAUUCGUGAUCGCCAGCUAUGCUUCUCGAUGGGCGUGCCGGUGGUCAUCAACGAUGCGGACUACGACGUAGAGGAGCUGACGAUGGACGACUUCCCUGACGAUGAGCCUGCGACCGCACGAUACAUCAUUCUCUCAGUUGAGCUCAAUCAAGCAGUUUCCAAGAUGUACUUCCGCCACUGCUCACCACGAAAGCUUCCUCUGAGCAAAGAUGCGAACAUCCGGUCACAUGCGCGCCGAGAAAUACAGAGUACACUCGAGACCUGGCUGAAGAAAGCACAGGGGUGGCCAUUGUGGAACGAAGGACACCAAUUGAGCCUGCUGCUGAAAGUCAUCUACUUCUACUACAUCCUCAAUCUGCAGAGACGGCUACAACGUCUGUCUCCUGUUACCAGUCCGGAUCUGGAAGGUGCCGCCAUUCUCUUCGACGCCUCGAAUAACAUCGCGCACUUCGUUGAGGAUUCGCUGCUCUACUGGACGCCAGAAUCAUUUCCCCUGAUCUACGUUUCCGCCAUCUUCAGCGCCCUGAUAGUACAUGCCGAGCGACAUAAGAGCACAACGAUCCCAGAAGAGCAGCUAUCGGCCAAGAUGCGGCCAUAUCUCCUAGCUUUGAAGCAGUUUGAGCAAGUCUACGUCCUCGCAAGGUGGGUGCGUAAUCUCUUUAUGGAUAUGACAGGCCGUCGGGACAAACAUGCCCGAAGACGGAGCUCUCUCAACAGCAGGCCGGCGAUAUCGCCUCACAGCUCUUCGAACACUCUUCUCCGUAGUGAACCGCCUCGUCAAGCACCUCCUCCAGCCGUCCAGGCGCCAUCCUUCGACACGAGCGAUUACUCAAUGCCUAAUCCGUCGAACUACUUCGCCAUUCCGUUUCAGCCGGAUAUGGAUCUUGGUCAGUUUGUGGGCGAUUUUCUUCCGGCUUUCGAUAAUGAUGAAUUCUACAACGCCAGGUCGAUGUCGACUGCGGAUAUGACGGGAUACCCGCAGCCUGGCUCAGUCGAAUACCAGACUAUACAUUUCUUGACCGAUCUUGGGUUGCCUCAGAACGGUAUGGAUGGCUUGUGA
Cyphellophora attinorum is the source of this 2658-nucleotide messenger RNA. RefSeq names its product Cutinase transcription factor 1 alpha. Gene Ontology annotation, biological process: regulation of DNA-templated transcription; transmembrane transport; DNA-templated transcription. Gene Ontology annotation, molecular function: zinc ion binding; DNA binding; DNA-binding transcription factor activity, RNA polymerase II-specific. The transcript has 4 exons. The record is from RefSeq and is a predicted model, not a curated record. Gene Ontology annotation, cellular component: membrane. Bases 1 to 2658 code for a protein of 885 amino acids. Lineage: Eukaryota; Fungi; Ascomycota; Eurotiomycetes; Chaetothyriales; Cyphellophoraceae.